This is a messenger RNA of Apaloderma vittatum (bar-tailed trogon), 444 nucleotides long. RefSeq names its product visual system homeobox 1-like. The transcript has 2 exons. Gene Ontology annotation, biological process: regulation of transcription by RNA polymerase II. The record is from RefSeq and is a predicted model, not a curated record. Gene Ontology annotation, molecular function: sequence-specific double-stranded DNA binding. NCBI's taxonomy places the organism in Eukaryota, Metazoa, Chordata, Aves, Trogoniformes, Trogonidae. Gene Ontology annotation, cellular component: nucleus. The annotation marks the transcript as partial.
UGGUUUCAGAACCGAAGAGCCAAGGGGCGGAAGCGGGAAAAGUGCUGGGGCCGGAGCAGCGUGAUGGCUGAGUAUGGCCUCUACGGGGCCAUGGUGAGGCACUCCAUCCCUCUGCCCGAGUCCAUCAUCAACUCCGCCAAGAGCGGGCUGGUGGGAUCCUGCGCCCCAUGGCUGCUGGGCAUGCACAAAAAGUCUAUGGAGGUGAGCAGAAAGGCAGAGAGUCAAGAGAAGCUGGCAGAUGGCUGGCGAGCGGAGCAGGAGGAGGAACAACUCAAAGGGAAGCAGGCCAGUUCCCAGAGGGGCUCUGACAAGCUUGGCCCGGCGAAAGAUUCGGAGGACACAGCCAUUGACCUCUCCAGGACAGCCAAGCACGAGAAGAGGGGUGUACUGAGGCAGUGCAUCAACGGGGACCCCCCCACAGAGCAGAAGGACAAGGACCACUGA